AUGAGGUCGCGGUUCUACAAUGCGGGGCAGCGGCGCUGCACGCUGUGUGACGAGCAUUUGGAGGCUUCUUUUCCCGCCCACUGUGGCUACGUGGGCCACAUUGCGCGGGUUGGCAUCCUCGAGCGAGCUACCGCCACGCUGCAGAAGGAGAUGGCAGCCGUUAUGACGCAUCCCGCGUCUGGGCCAGCGUCAAGCGUGGCACAAAAAGUGCGGGCUCUUCUGGAGGACUGGUGGAGGCGGCUGAACGAGGUGGAGCAGGAGACGCUUCUGGACUACAAACGUAUAGCCUCCCUUAGCGCACCAACUUCCAGGAAGAGACUGUGGCGGGUGCGCUUCCUCUUGGAGUUUUUGCGUGAUCGCGGCGUGAUUCGUGACUGCCUGACGUUGGUGAAGGGGGCCUUGUCUGGUGAAGCUUCGUUUGUGCGCACCAAACGUUUUGAACGCAGUGAAAUGAUUGGAGACAACAUAGUGAAGGUUGUCGUGCCAGACCGUCUUGUGCGUCUGUUUCCAUCGAAGGAGGGUGGUGUGACGUACAAGCUUGCGUGUAUUCAGCAGCUGCUUGACAGUAAUGAGGGGUUGCUGCAGAUUUAUGAUUACCUUGACCUUAACUCCAUCAUCGGCGUCCGACUACCGAACAAUAAGACGAAGUCGGACGUGGUGGAGUCCCUUUUUGGAGAACUUCAGACGUUUCUUUGGGCGAGCGACGUGGCCUGUGGCUUGAGUCAAUACCCUGCCAUUCCCACCGUCGAGCAUCGCUACGUGCGGGCCCUCGUGGAACACCUGAUGAAUGAGCUUACCCACAUGGUCAUCAUGUGGCGCAUUGAAACCACCCUGGAGAACGCGAGGGAGUAUCUGGAGGAACAGCUUGAGAGAAAGUCACAACAGCUACAUCCGUUUGCCACGAAGGGGGGAGUAGGCGGCUGCGUGGUCGUGAAGGAAGUGGAGUGCGACCGCGGUCGCUACGCCGUUUUGCCGCUCUUGAUGUCCUUUCCUUACCAGACUGCCGCGGCGGAAGCACGACCGCCCGGACAGCGACCAAACACGCCCCCGCUGGGACGCCAUGUGCGAGAGAACGGAACGCCACAGAUGUUGUUUUCAACUUCUAUACCAAAGCCAGCGUCGAUGGAGCUGCACUAUAGGCCGCGGUUGCGUGUGGUGCGAAGCGCAAAGGAGUACAAAUUGGAGGCGGUGAGGGCGUUGUCGAUGCAGCGCGGGGUAUUCACGAGUCGUUCCUCGGGGUCCGCGUCGUCGACUUCGGUGGGAAGUCAGGUGAGCGCCAAGGACGCAAGGAAGCAGUUGGGCUACCUCCCGCCGACAGGAGGAUCUGAAGAGAAGUAUCCCACGUGGACCCGUGACCUGCGACUUGCGGAGACACGCCAGUGCGUGGAAGAGCACAUGACGCGGCAGGGAAUUUACGUGGAGACGAUAAACUGGGGAAGCUUGGUGACGGCUGUGGCGCGCACUUUAGCGGGGUCGCAGAACUCAGAAGCGCCUCGGCUACAAGGUGGACCAACAAAAUCGUUACCGCUAUCAGCAGCAGGAGCAAUAGCAGGGACAAUUUCGUUUGAGGAGGAAAAGUUAAGCUUGGUUGACAGGAUGUGCAUUCCACCAUUGAGCCCAACAAUGCAGUAG
This is a messenger RNA of Trypanosoma conorhini, 1632 nucleotides long. RefSeq names its product MP67 protein. Lineage: Eukaryota; Euglenozoa; Kinetoplastea; Trypanosomatida; Trypanosomatidae. The record is from RefSeq and is a predicted model, not a curated record. Gene Ontology annotation, molecular function: ribonuclease III activity. Gene Ontology annotation, biological process: RNA processing. The transcript has a single exon. The coding region runs from base 1 to 1632 and encodes 543 amino acids.